GAAUCACGACUGCUUCAUGCUCAACGCAACUCUGAAACAAAGUCCAGUGUCGGAGCUCCGGGGCGUCCACAGCCACCGAUCUAGUGUGAGUUGAAAUCCUGAACAACUUUAUUUCGUCGUCUAAUUGAAGUAGUUGAAUGUUGUUUGGGUAAAAUCAGCCUUUCCUGACGUAACGCCGAGGAGAUUUUCUCGCGCUCUCUCUCUCUUUCCUGACAGAAGCGGCUGCUCUCAGUCUGUUGUGCAGGAUGCGACGUCUGCGCAGUCGGUGACAGGAGAGGCUGUGUGUGCGCAGACGCGUGUUCUAAUCGUUUCAUUUCCUAUCUCGUGAAUAGUAGAGGGAAGAAACGCAACCGGUUGCCUGUAUUCUGUGACUUGUUUGCUGAUAUGGUCACAGUUUGGCAACGGCGAAUCAACAAAUGGUUUUAUUCGAAAUGGAGCUCGAGAUUAAGAGGAAGGAAUAUGCUGCGAAAUCAUUUAGGUUGAAAUAUAAACAUAAUCACGCCUCGUUUUCAUGAGCGAAUAGUCUAUCUAGGCAGCGUAAAACCAACUGUAACUAACGUUAGACAUGAUGUAAUCAGCGGUCGGUGUGCGCAUGCGUAAAACGCUGGCCAAAAUGGAGAGCCUGGGGCACUACUGUAACCUUUCCCAUGGUAUUUCUCUGCUGGGUGUCCUCAACGAGCAGCGGUUGAAGGGUCAGCUCUGUGAUGUCGUAUUGUUAGUGGGUGAUCAACAAUACCAGGCCCAUAAAAGCGUCCUUGCAGCAUGCAGUGAAUAUUUCCAGUCUGUGUUCUCCAGAAGGGACGCAGAGAACCACUCCAUUGUUCAGCUUGACUUCUGUGAGCCUGAUGCAUUUGAGAUUGUGCUCAACUACAUCUACUCCUCAUCUCUGUUUGUGGAGAAAUGCAGCCUGGCAGCUAUACAGGAGCUGGGAUAUAGCCUCGGCAUUCCCUUUCUAACCAACAUCAUGUCUGUAAGACCUCAGGCGUCAUACUCUGUGUCAAGGAAACGGAUGUCGCUCUCUGAGGAGGAGGAUGGCGCUUCUCAAAAGAGAAGUGUUAUUGUACAUCAAGGUCAAGGUGAGCAGCCUGGCAUGGAUGUAUUUCAAAGGAAAAGUUCGACUCUUCAGGGAAAACCAUUUAAACAGGCCACAGAGCCACCCUCGCUCACACACGAUUUCAGCAAUCAGAGCCAAUCCUCAGGACACGUCAGACCAAAUGAAAAAGAGUCCAACAGUACCUCCAAAAGCAGAAGUUCACAUAAAAACACAGACGAUGGCGACUGCAGAUCUAUCAUCUCCUCACCAACAUCCAUACUGAGACGUCGAACUGAAUACCGAUCGCAAUCUAUGAGGCCGCAACUAACAUCCUCAGUGUCAUUCAGCGAGUCUGUACAGCAUGCAAGCCUACAAUCAGAUCAAACUGAUGGUGCCAUUGAUGGAAGAAUGGAAGCAUCACAUGAUUCCAGACCAGUGGGAGAACAUCAAGGUCCACGCAACCAAACUGUAGACCGAAGUGGGCCACUUAUUAAAAGUCUGCUGCGCAGAUCAUUGUCGAUGGAUAGUCCAGUUCCCGUUUUUUCUCCAGCUCUGGAGCUAAAGGACUCACAAAGUCGAGAACAGUCCGUGGUCAAGUUAAUUACCACAACAGCAAGGUCACCAUUCCCUGAAAAUGAGGAUCGGGUGUCAAAAGAUAUGCCACUUCUUCUCAGGUCGAGACAGCGAAAUGCAUAUCAGACGGAGGGCACUCAAACGACUCAACUCCGAAUUAAAGCAGAGCCCAGCAGUCCUCUUGCUGACCCCUCUGAAAUAGUUCGCAUUACUGUUGGAGACAACCUGCCGGUGAAUUUCAAAGACUUUCAGGCAAACUAUGAUGAAGGUCCAAGAGGGUACUUCACUGCUUCGAUGAAGAGGAAGACUAAGAUAGAUGGUAGUUAUAUGCCCUUCAAGAGAUCUAGGCCUGUUAAUGAGCAUCAUCUGAUGCAUCAGGAAAGCACAUUUGAUGAGGCACCUUACAAUUCCAACACAGACAAUAGUAAUGAGGAACCUGGAGAACUUCGGCCAAACAAAAUGUUUAAGUGCUGGAACUGUCUGAAGGUUUUCAGGUCCAAUGCAGGUCUGUAUCGCCAUGUGAACAUGUACCACAACCCAGAGAAGCCGUAUGCGUGCGACAUCUGCCACAAACGCUUUCACACAAACUUCAAAGUCUGGACUCACUGCCAAACCCAACACGGCGUGGUUCAAAAUCCCGCACCCUCUUCUAGUUCCUAUUCUGUCCUGGACGAGAAGUUUCAGAGGAAGCUAAUUGAUAUUGUACGAGAGCGGGAGAUAAAGAAGGCCUUGAUUAUGAAGCUCCGGAGAUCUAAGCAAGGCCUGCAGUCACAACCCUUCGUCAGGAAAAACAGGCGAUCGAGGUCCUACGGAUGCCCCUACUGUGGCAAAAUGUUUUUCUUUCAAUCGCACUUAAAACUACAUAUGAAAGGGCACUCCGCUGAGCCGGCUAACCUUGACACAGAUGCCGAGAGAGACCUUGAAUACAAGCAGCAGCAGCAGCAGUUGACACAUCUUAAAGAAAACCAAGAUAAGGACGUCUUUUCUUGCCGGCUCUGCAAUGAGAAACUGCCCUCCUUGACUGAAUUAGAAGACCAUGAGAGAGCUUGCAGGUAUGCUACCGUCUGCCCAUACUGCGGACUUCGAUUCUCCAACACCGUCGUCAAGAAAGACCACGAAGCUCACUGCAAGUACAAGAAGCUGACCUGUCUUGAGUGUAUGCGCACGUUUAAGUCCUCUUUCAGUAUAUGGCGUCAUCAGGUUGAAGUUCACAAUCACAAUAUGAUGAGUGUGAAGGAGCAGUUGACUCUCGGUCUCCAGGAGAGCAAUCAUGACGAAUCAUCCAACAUUCUUGGAGUUCCUCCUUCUUCUCAGGAGUUGAUACGUGACUCCAGAGAAGAAGGAGUGUACAGUGACUCAUCGGUUCCACCCAUGUAUGAUUCUGAAGACUCAUCGUCUUAUGUCCCAGAGGACUUGAGUGCUCACGGUCAAGGGGAGCUGCAGGUCAAAGAGGAACCUCAAGAGGAAGCAGUAUCAGCCAAGGAUGGCAUGAGCACCGCUUCUGUCGGAUCCGAGGAACCGGGCGUUUGGCCUUGUGAGAAGUGUGGGAAGCUUUUCAGUGCCCACAAAGACCUGGAACGACAUCAGGAACUGCUUUGCCACAUCAAACCCUUCAUCUGCCACAUAUGUCACAAAGCAUUCAGGACCAACUUUCGCCUCUGGAGCCACUACCAGUCCCACAUGUCCACAACUGAAGAGCCAGAGAUGAGAGACAUCGACAGGCUUCAGUCUUCUCCGUCUCCUUCUCCACCUCUCACAAUUUCCAUUCCAGAGCCUCCAACUUCUCCACUUAAAGCGACCCAUUCUGGGGUGGAUGCCCCAGGAGAGGAACCCAGAGGCUCCAUGUCACCGUCAACCAAACCCAAGAAGCCAGAGCAGGACAAAACCGGCGACGAUGAGCCUAGAGAACAAUCUCACACCAAGUCCGACAGCACAGAAAAAACGAACACCCCUGAGGAAUCCGACACGCUAUUUUAUCAUGCCCCAACUCUCUCUGCGCUCACCUUUAAACGGCAGUACAUGUGCAAAUUCUGUCACCGGACAUUUAAGACCGCCUUCAGUCUGUGGAGUCACGAGCAGAGCCAUACGUAAGAGCGCAGAGUUGCACAUUUGUAGCCCUAACUAUUAAAGUUGACUAACUUGGACAUUGUCACAUAAUUUACUUUGGGAAACACUUGCAGAUGAAACCCAGGGAUUUAUUAAUAGCAUUUGAUCAUACUUAUUACACAUUAUUUCUAUAAACAGUAUUCAGACAGUCAGAGUUUCCUAAAUGCAUCUUUGAUUGCAUGCCAAGAGUAUCUUAAAACAUACAUUUGUUUUCGAAAGCAUUUCCCUGUAUUAUUUCUAAGUUCACUUAUCAGUGAUCAGGAAAGACUGUUAUAAAUGAAACUGAUUUCUUUCACAUUAGUACUUUCUUUGAUUUACUGCAAACAAAAAAUGAGUGAUUACUUUUUUGGAUUUUUACGUGGAAGACUUACGUACACCUCUGUUGUUUUAGUGGCCUUUAUGCUAUUAUUUAGCACUUUGAAGCAAUUCCAAAAAAACAUUGCUUUCUAUUAAAAGCACAGGCUGGUGUAGAAACGGCAUUAAAAGACAUUAAUUCCCUUUUUACUGGCCUAAAACGAUAGCUUUAAGUUUAUUUAUGCCCAAUUAAAUUUAAGGAAAAAUAAGAAAAAGAGGUUUAAAUAUUAGAUUUUUUUUUCAGCCCUGCUUACGUUGUUAGAGCUAUUAAUCUUAAAUUGUUGCUUUGAUCAUUUAAGAGAAUGAAGAUUACAUCUUUAUUUAAGAUGUUUGAACCAUUUAAAACCAUACCUUAGGUAGACAAUAAUAUUAGAUAUCAAACUAUACAAUAAACUUUGUGAACGUUGAUAGAGGAAAAGCUUUAUAACUUAAUUUCGACAUUGCUAGUUAAGUUGUAUUUUUCAUUUUAAGAGUAUUCUGUUAACGUGCUUUUGCCAGUUAUGUAGACUUACAUGGUAUUUUUGUUUAGAGGUUGUGGAUAAUAUUCAGUGAUUGUAUUGAACAAAUAGAAGGCUUUAUAUGUACAAAAUAGCAGGUUUGGAGUGAUGUUCUUUAAGCAGUUUAGUGUGUGCCUGCAAUGUGGAUCUCUUAAUACUUUUGUUGUACAGGACAUGCAGUAUAUGUGAGAAUUACUUCUCAUAAAUGUGUAGAGAUUUUCACACUGUAUCAGUACUGUAUCAGUACAUUGUCAGCUUUACCAUAGUGUAAGCUCAACUUACCAAAACUCAGUACUCAGUGAUUAAUGAAGUCUUGAUGCAAUGGCGUUGAAUGGUUGGACAUUUCCAAUGUUCAGUGGACCUUUUCAGUGACAGUACGACCCAGAGAAUAUCUUUAUUCUAAAAUAUUAAAGCACAAAAACAGUAAUCUUAUUCCUUGAUAUUUCUUCCUCAUAUUUAGCAAGUGUUUGAAAUAUUAAAUCAAUUAAGUAAAAAGUCUUCUUCCCUUACAUUAGGGGAUUUUGGCUUCACAAGCUUGUGGCCUUUGUUGAGCACAAAAUCUAAAUAUGUUGCUUGCUCUUUGCAUUGUCCAUCAGCUACUGUCAUUUAGUCUAUAUUUUGAUGGAUAAAAUGGUAACACAUUCCUUUUUAACUUAUUGCCCCCUUGCCUAUUACUCAGGAGGAUAGAAGUACCUGCAUUUACUUUUGACCCCAGUAUUACAUGACAUAAUAUGCUUUGUUUUGGGUUAAGAAUCCAACCAUAUUACUAACAGAUCAACAUGCGUCCUGAUGAUGACAAAAUGAUUAUUUCAGGAAUUGAUAAACUUCUUAUUAUGGUUCAUUGAAAGAUUGUAUGACUUUGAAUGAAUAGUGAUGACAGAACAGAACAUUUAAUCCUCAAACCACAUUUUUAUGGUCUUUGUUUGUACAACACAUUCAACAUUUUCUCUGUUUUAUGAAAAGUAUAUCUUUUUUGGUAUUCUUGUGGUAUCACUGCAAUAACUAAUAUUUGUAAGCACUUGAAUUGUUCUAAUGUGGCUUUAAAAACUGUAUCAGUUUUUGUGUUAAAGCAUUUUCUACUGUUUUCUGUGCUUGCUUUCUAAAAUAAAUAUCAAUACUGUGCAA
Molecule: messenger RNA, 5688 nt
Organism: Cyprinus carpio (common carp)
Lineage: Eukaryota; Metazoa; Chordata; Actinopteri; Cypriniformes; Cyprinidae
Gene: zbtb21
Product: zinc finger and BTB domain containing 21
Exons: 2
Coding region: 593-3697 (1034 amino acids)
Biological process (GO): regulation of transcription by RNA polymerase II
Cellular component (GO): nucleus
Molecular function (GO): RNA polymerase II cis-regulatory region sequence-specific DNA binding; protein binding; DNA-binding transcription factor activity, RNA polymerase II-specific
Source: RefSeq, a predicted model, not a curated record